ACAUUCUCUGCGCUGAUAACAUGUUAAGUGCAUAUCUUCGUUUUAAUUGGAAAAUAGAUUUUUUUCUUAAAUAUCGAGUGGGAUUUUCCAAGUCCUACUAAAUAGUAGAGGAGACUUGCAAUUCCAGACCCUUCGCUUGUUAACUCAAGCAUUAAAUAUUCUCUGACUGCAGAACUAAUCCUUAAAAAGGCCUUUAUUGAUCCCACUACGCCCAAAAAUGUCCACCUACCGAUACUUCUUGUGCAUCAUCUUUGCUACAGCGGUGCCAAGCUGUUUCACGAAAAAACCUCCUCAGACCUGUCAACCUCAGCCGGCUCUUGUUUCACUCGUUGGGGACGUGCUAGGGAUUGAGGAGCUGUCUCAAAAUGACGGAUUCAAGAUUUGUCUCUUCAACAGAACCAAUGAUCUUGUGACGGAUAUCGUGGGCGAGGCAGGCAACACAUUGUGGUUCCUACAAAAUCUGGGAGCAUACAUAUUGGGCGACUGUUUUUGUCGACAGGAUUGUACGCCAUCUCAAAUCGUGUGCAAUAAUCCCGGAGUUCUUGACAUAUUCGAGGACAUUGUGCCGGGCGUGGACUUUAUGGAUUUUAACAUUCUGAAUGGAAUUGCUCAGUUUGUGUACAGGGCAGAACAGUGGCAAUUUUACUGUUACUGUCCAAGCCUCAUACCCAAAGGAGUUGACCCCUGCAUUCGACCUCCCAACCCCUCCGUCUGUGAACCCUGAUUAAUAUUGUCUCGUAUAUUUAUUUAUUAUUAAUCGGUGUAGAACUCGUCCGCAGAUUUAUUAUUUCUUUUCAUCAAAAUAUUUUAAAAUUUGGUCUCAAAAUUGAGCAGAAAUAAAUGCAAAUUACGUAAUUAUGUA
Folsomia candida is the source of this 862-nucleotide messenger RNA. RefSeq lists its product as uncharacterized. The record is from RefSeq and is a predicted model, not a curated record. Lineage: Eukaryota; Metazoa; Arthropoda; Collembola; Entomobryomorpha; Isotomidae. The transcript has 3 exons. The coding region runs from base 218 to 724 and encodes 168 amino acids.